AACCCUAGACAAGCAGACCCCAUGGACAAGCAGACCCUGGACAAGCAGACCCUGGACAAGCAGACCCUGGACAAGCAGACCCUGGACAAGGAGAGCCUAGACAAAGAGAACCUAGACAAAGAGAACCUGAAAAAGGAGAACCUAGACAAGGAGAACCUAGGCAAAGAGAACCUAGACAAAGAGAACCUUGACAAGAAGAACCUAGACAAAGAGAACAUAGACAAGAAGAACCUAAACAUGGAGAACCUAGACAGAGAGCACAUUGACAAGGAGAACCUAGACAAGGAGAACCUAGACAAGGAGAACCUAGACAAGGAGAACCUAGACAAGGAGAACCUAGGCAAGGAGAACCUAGACAAGGAUAACCUAGACAAAAAAACUAAACAAGGGAACCCUAAACAAGGAAAACCCGGACAAGGAAAACCUAGCAGUUUCUUGGAAUUUCUUAAAUAUUGGAAUAAAUGUUUGAUGUUUUAAUCAAAUAAAAGAAAUAAUUAACA
Eurytemora carolleeae is the source of this 500-nucleotide messenger RNA. RefSeq names its product major royal jelly protein 3-like. The coding region runs from base 22 to 477 and encodes 151 amino acids. The record is from RefSeq and is a predicted model, not a curated record. The transcript has a single exon. NCBI's taxonomy places the organism in Eukaryota, Metazoa, Arthropoda, Copepoda, Calanoida, Temoridae.